Messenger RNA from Anneissia japonica, 8364 nucleotides. Its product is annotated as diacylglycerol kinase beta-like. Gene Ontology annotation, cellular component: plasma membrane. Gene Ontology annotation, biological process: diacylglycerol metabolic process; intracellular signal transduction; lipid phosphorylation. Gene Ontology annotation, molecular function: calcium ion binding; ATP-dependent diacylglycerol kinase activity. The record is from RefSeq and is a predicted model, not a curated record. The coding region runs from base 1914 to 4760 and encodes 948 amino acids. NCBI's taxonomy places the organism in Eukaryota, Metazoa, Echinodermata, Crinoidea, Comatulida, Comatulidae. The transcript has 23 exons.
CAAUCACAGCUGAAGUACCUAUCAAAGGAAGAGAUCGUUCUUAUACCAGCAGAAAUCCAUCCUGAGAGGAUACCAAGUAGGCCUAUCUAUCAAUUGAUGGUACUGUCACCAAGAGAAGUGUCAAUUUGUGGUGACAAUUUCAAAGUUUGCAUUUUGACAGAUCAUUAUGUUUUGAUUUCCUGAUAUUAGUUGUCUAUUCAGCACUUGUUAUUUCAUUGAAUAUCCAGAGGCAAGAAAUAACUUAUUCUCCAGCCCGUGUGAAUGAUAGAUACACUAAGUUAUCUACCUGAGUUUCUGUGUGACCUUGAGAAGCCAGCCCACUUCCUAUCUGGUAUAAUUUUUUCAUACGUUUGAAUUUAUUGCAGAAUCAUUAUAUUUUACUUAAAUACCUUCAAUUGAAUUUAUUGUUGUAAAGCUAUUGUACCAAAGAAUUUCAUUAUUUACAUCUGCUGCUUUUCAUGGUCUCUGUAUUUUGCGUAGUUUGACUGAUAUUAUUUGAAUGCAAUUCAAUAACUGUUUUUUAAUACGUAUUUGUGAUACUGCUGCAUAGUGGGUGUGAACUGAAAUUUUGAACAGCCAGCAGCUCUAUUGUGUAGGGGCUUAAAAUCUAUUGUCAUAGGACAACCUAUAGAUUAAUUCCACAAGGUACAAGGGUGAUUUACUGUCUGUUUAGCUCACUGAUCCUGUGGCAUAGGUACUAGCUUGAAUCAUUGGUCAGUCAAUGAAUGCAUAUUCAACAAGCAUUUUUACUGAAUGAAUUGCCUACUUGAGAGAAUUAUUUGCACAGAAAACCAUCUUUAGAGAAGGUAGCAUAACUACAGUGUCCAUUUGGUAUACUAGUACAAAUACACCACCAUCUUUAGCCUGGAAAAUCAUUAUAUUUGGAUUAUCAAUUUUGAAUUGUGAUUUCAUCAACUUCAUGAUUGUGUUAACUGAGUGCCACCAUUGGACACAGUGUUGUACAAAUUGUGUUAUCCUAUAUUGUUACUAGUGUAAGGAUUGUCAAGCUGGUGUUUAUUAUUCAUCUUGCUCGCUAUCAUCAACAGUAGAUCAAUACUGUCAUAGUUUUCAGAAUAUCUGCAAUUAAUUGAUAUCUGUAUCUGUACUUGUUUAUAAACUUUAUAUUCCUAAGAAGGAUCUGGAAUAUUGGAACAUCAAGGAUUACAAGAUUAGAAUUUUAUCAAGGAAAGUAAUUCCAUAUAAUUCCCAAUGACUGCACUGCAUAGCUGUGUUAAGGAAUCAUACCUUUCCCAGUCCAUCCUUACAAAUUCAUGGUUGAACAAAGCAAGUCUUUAAGUUUAUUAAUUAGCUUAAUUAAAAUAAUUAGGUUGAUUGCCUAACCCAUGAGAGUGCUUAAAGCUAAUAAUCUAUAUGAUACACUGAUAAAGGAACUUGCAAGAAUCUUAUAGUUGAUUUUGCCUGAAAGUUCAUUAUAUGGGAUUCACCCACGAAGUUGAAGGUGCAAUAAUUGAUUACUUUUGCAACAGUAUAAUUGAGCAAUUUCACUUAGUCACCUGUUUUUAAGCCUCGGGAAGUACGAUAUCGUUUCUUUUUUCAGCGUAAGGAUCGAGUGUUAGCAAUUACCAUACAUACGUUACAUGUAGGUAAAGGUGGCUGUUGUCUGACCACAUACUUUACGUCAUGUUUGUGUAUUUAUCUCUUAAUACACAUUGUGGUAUCGUUGAAGAAGAUUGACUUAAUAUCCUGUUGAGGGAAAUCGUCAACUGAUUGAUUUACGGAAAUAUCACUAAUCUAAAGAAUGCCACAUAUAUUUUUUUGUUGGAAGAGAUUGUAAACAACCAUCUUCGACAAAAUCUUUACAUUUCAAAUUGAUCUCGAAGGAUUGUACUUUUGAUAAAUUAUCUAGUGACAAUAUUUUUGAAGGAUUGCGAAAAAAUACCACAUUUAAAAAAAUGUCGAAAAUUGCAGAGCUGAUGGAGAAGGAAUGUCCUUUGAUGAAACCUUUAUUUGUGCCAUGCAUGAGUGCACUUGUAAUGACCUUAGGGAGUCAGGUCAGUGAUGUUGUGAAGGUCGUGCAUGUAGAUUCACACAAGACACUUAAAGAUGUACUGGAAGAAUUUAAUGGAGAUGGGGCCUUGUCAAAAUACAAUCCAGAACAGCCAAUUGAUUACCAAGGAUUCAAGUUGUUUAUGGAAACAUACCUCGAUGUUGACAUGCCUGAGGACUUGUGCCGACAUCUAUUCUUAUCCUUUGUCAAGAAAGCGCCCUCAACGGUGGCUGCUCCGUCAGAAAAUAAGGGUAAGGAGAUGGAUGCCAUGGGUCGUGUCAUUGCCAUGACCGCCCAGACGAUCUGUGCCCCUAUCACAGCUGCAAGUGGAACCCCUAUAUCAGAAGGAUCAGCUAUUGGGGACCCAGCAGUAUCGCAUUCAAGAAGCUCCUCAAAGAAGUCCAAUGCAUCGAAUGGUACCACAUCAGUGCACCAUGAACACACCUUGCAAGGGGGCGAUGGUAAAGCAGGUGACGCUGAAAAGAAGGGUAAAGCUAAAAAAAGUUUUUUCCACUCGGUACGAGCCAAGAGACACAAAAAGAAAACAGAAGCUUUAGAGGAGCAGAUAGCGCCACGCCCUCAUCGCAACCAACCAGGUGAACCAAUGCCAGAUGUGGAGAACGAAGUAGUUUUUAUGAAGGAUAUAGUCUGCUACCUGUCACUUCUUGAACGUGGUAAACCAGAAGAUAAAUUGGAAUUUAUGUUCCGCCUGUAUGACACUGAUGGUAAUGGAAUUCUUGAUAGCACUGAGCUUGAUUGUAUUGUGAACCAAAUGAUGCAUGUUGCUGAAUACUUAGGAUGGGAUGUGACUGAACUCAGACCGAUUUUACAAGAUAUGAUGAUUGAGAUUGAUUUUGAUUCUGAUGGGUAUGUGUCUUUAGAGGAGUGGAUUCGUGGUGGUACUUCUACUAUACCUUUGUUGGUCCUACUUGGCCUUGAUACAAAUGUUAAAGAUGAUGGUAAUCAUAUUUGGAAGUUGAAGCAUUUUAGCAAGCCAGCUUUCUGCAAUUUAUGCCUAAAUUUGUUGGUUGGUUUGGGCAAACAAGGCCUGAGCUGUACUUUUUGUAAAUAUACAGUACAUGAAAGGUGUGUACAGAAUGCACCAGCUACUUGCAUCAGUACCUACAUGAAAUCAAAGAAGGCGGGAGGAGCUCAAUCAUCAAACAGCCUCUGUGGUCAGGAAACAUCGGUUAUGACUCAUCAUUGGGUUGAGGGAAAUUGCCCCGGAAAAUGUAGUCGCUGUAAGAAGUCGAUCAAGAGUUACAAUGGAAUCACUGGAAUGCAGUGCCGAUGGUGCAAGAUUAGACUGCACAAUAAGUGUGCCUCACACGUGAAGCCAGAGUGCAAUAUGGGUGACUUUCGAGAUCACAUUCUACCACCGACGACAAUCUGCCCAGCAGUACUAGGACGUGUUAAUUCCCUGAAAAAGAGUGGAGGAUUGAAUAAGCAGACUAGUUGUAUAGAGGAACGUAAAAUGGCCACAAACAAGGACAGUUCUGCAUCUGAAGAUAGCGAAACCUCUCGUCGUACGGUAUCAAGAACGGAUUCAAUGUCGGUAGAUGGACAGGGCUUACAGAUUACACCCCCACCAGGCACCCACCCACUCCUAGUCUUCGUAAAUCCGAAAAGCGGAGGUCGUCAGGGAGAGAAAAUAGAACGCAAGUUUCAGUACCUGCUUAACCCCAGACAAGUGUAUGACCUCUCUAAAGGAGGUCCUAUGCCAGGGCUGAAGUUUUUCUGGGAGGUAAAUAAUGCUCGAAUCCUGUGUUGUGGUGGAGAUGGUACAGUAGGCUGGGUUCUUGACUGUAUGGAUAAGUUGAACUUGCCAAAUCGACCUCCCGUGGCAGUGUUGCCCCUAGGAACUGGUAAUGAUUUAGCACGGUGCUUAAACUGGGGCGGAGGCUAUGUUGGUGCUAGUCUAGGAAAAAUAAUGAAAGACUUAGAAAUAUCGAGAAUGGUGUACUUGGACCGAUGGCAUAUUGAAUUCAGUACCACCAACACAGAGGAACAGGGGGACCCUGUUCCAUACAAUAUCAUCAACAACUACUUCUCUAUUGGUGUGGAUGCCGCCAUUGCAAACAGAUUUCAUCAAAUGCGCGAACGACACCCAGAGAAAUUUAAUAGUCGCAUGAAGAACAAACUUUGGUAUUUUGAGUUUGGCACCUCAGAAACCUUUUCAUCGACUUGCAAAAACCUACAUGAGGACAUCGACAUUAUGUGCGAUGGUGUAUCGCUGGACCUCGCCAAUGGACCGUCACUCGAGGGAAUUGCGAUCUUGAAUAUCCCGAGCAUUUAUGGAGGAUCGAACCUAUGGGGCGAGAACCCAAGCACAAAGAAGCGUGCCAGGAUUGCAAAGAAAGCGCAGAAACAGAAAGAGUCGGGCCACGCCAACGUCGGAGCUACACAGUCAAAUGUAGAUUUGCUUUCAGCAGAACAAUCAAUUGGAGACAAGAAGAUCGAGGUUGUUGGGUUGGAUAGUUCACUUCACGUAGGUCAAGUCAAAGCGGGGAUCCGUUCAUCUGGGCGCCGUCUUGCUCAGUGUUCCACCGUCACUAUACGCACAAGGAAACGGUUACCUAUGCAAAUUGAUGGCGAGCCAUGGCUUCAACCACCCUGUACGAUUGCUAUUACCCACAAAAACAGCUCACCAAUGCUGGUUGGACCACCUCCCAAAAAGGGCUUCCAGGGUUUACGUAAGAUCCUCUCGCUCGGCCGUUCCAACACCGAUAUCGCUGAAGAUGCCAUGCUUUGAGUAAAAGAAACAACUGAAGAUAAAAGCAUCAGAACAUGAGAUGCUAAUUUUCAAUUGACCAAAUUCUGUACUAGAUGAAAAGAAAAAUUGAUAUAUAAAAAAUUAGGUAUAUGUACUUUUAUCCCUAGAGUGUGAUUGGGGGCAUAUUACUGUCGCUGUAGCAGUCCUUCUGAUAUUGUAUGUUAUAUGGUAUAGUUAGGAUCUUGUUAUUCAAAAUAAAAUAUUUCUCAAAAUUUAAACAUUUAAAUAAAAUACCUUUAUCUAGAUAUAUUUGCAUGUAUUCAAGAUUUCCAGGCGAUUUUACAUUUUUUCUCUAUAAUUUUUUUUUAAAUAUUAAUAUAUAAAGUGUAACCAUAGAAUUUUCAACAUUUUAUUUCAGUUAACCAUACCCAGGAAAAAUUACUAUAGACUUUUUAAAGUCUCAUGUACAUGUAUGCAGAACCUAUAAAUAUGUAUUAUAUGCAUGAGUUUCUAUACUCAUAUAUUUGCCCUACAUUGUCAAAUUUAAAGUCUUAAAGUUAGAAUUUUAUUUGGGCUAUGUUACAAAGUUAGGUGGAAUUGAAUGGCGAUCACUAUGUCUGAGAUGGAAAGCUGUGUUACCGCAUUAUUGUGGUUACGGUUGGUUCUCGCUUUUUAUACAAAUGGCAAUGCCAGGGAUAAUCCCGCAAUAUUGUGGUAACAUAGUUCUGUCUGAAAGUGGCUUUAGCGAAAGUUGAUUGGAGACUGUUACCGAAAAAUUGGUAAAUACAAAUCAUUUGUAAAAGCCAUCGAAUGUGUGCAAUAUAUGUCAUAAGAAAGAUUAAACCAUAUUUAUUUGUAAAAUGUUUUUUCGUCCAAGUUGCUGAAAAAUUUUUACAUAUUGACAAGAUAUAACGUGGACUGAACUGUUAAAAUCUGGUUUAAAAUGUUUUGAUAUGUUAUGCUAUUGACAAUAAGAACAUCUGGAAUCUGUCAAAUCUUGAUAGAUCGUAGAAAAAGACGAAAAUAGGCCCAGUAAAAAUACCACCUUCUCUUUGGGUCAUAAAGUUGUUAGAGAGCUGUGUAUGUAACCAAGAGAUAUUAUAAUUUCCCGAUAUAGUAUGUCUGCUUUGUCUAGUUUAAAAAGUUUUGUUUUUUUUUUAUUGGGUUUUUGGUUAUAUUUUAUUUUAUCUAACUUAUAUCUCAAUUACCAUUUUUCUUCAUCCUUAAAUGUGUUUGUAAUCUGUUCAAAAAAAAAAGAUUUUAUUUUUCUAAAAUUUAAGUUCCAGAUAAACUGGCAUAAUUUUCAAAGAAACUCUUUGCCUUAUUUGACCACUAGGAAUAGCCAUGAAAGGUUAUAUUGUUUUGUUUCUCUCCUUUGGAAUACUUGUUUUUAUAAUUUAUACUUGUUUGUAUUAUCAUAUCAUAGCAUAACCUUAAUAUAUUUUUGUAGUAUACAGCAUAGGUUACUGAAGGACAAAUUCUGUCUAUCUUUGGUAAAGUUUGUUGUCGUGCACUUUGCCUUAAAUUCAUGCUCUCUUUCGUGAUUGUUGUUCAUAGCUAAGAAAAUAUACAAUUAAAUUGAUUGUGUGAAAUUACUAUGGCAACAGAUGAUUAAUUAGGAUAUUUGCAUUAUUAAUUUGCUUUUGAUGUACAUGGUUGAAAGUUAAAAUCAGACCUUUCACACUUAUAUACAUAUAAAAUUAUAUAUAUAUAUAUAUGUAUAUAUAUGUAUGCAUGUAUGUAUAUAAAUAUAUAUAUAUAUAUAUAUAUAUAUAUAUAUAUAUACAUGUUAUACAUAAAAAGUGCAGUAUUAAUUAUUAUAUGUAACAUGUUGCAUUGUCACUUUCUUCAUUUUGAUAUCACUAUAUUUACUAUUCUUUUUAUGAAUAUAAAUAUAUUCCAGCAACUUGCCUGCAAUAAUCUCAGCUGUACAUUUAUAUUACAUGAUAUCACAUAAUCUCCCUGUGUUGCUUGACUCAUUAAAUUCACAUAUUUACUGUUUCAAUAUUGAAUGCAUCUCAAACCCAGCAUUAAGCUUUAAAUACCCUAUUUGUUUUUGUACCUUCCUCUUAGUUUUUUUUUUAUUUUUUUAUUUUUCUCACCUCAAUUGUUAAUUCAUGUAAAUACAUAUUCAUCACAGUAUGUACAUAUACACACAUAUAUAUAUAUACAUGUAUAUGUGUACAAAUGUAAUAUGACUAUAUUGAUAUAAAUGUAACAUAGGCCUACAUUAAGUUUGCAGAUUUUUGUGUUCGUAGUUGUGGUUGAUUGGUUGUAAGAUGUAAUGUUUUAAAGUUUUUCGGAUGAGUUUUUAAAAUUUGAAAUGUAAUUGAGGCCAGAAUUGAAUAGAGAACUGCAAGACUUGCAAAACUGAACUGUACAAACAAAUAUAGAAGUACAACACAGAUAGCAUUUUAAUGAAAAGCCGAUUUUAAAUUUCAAAUUGGAAGAACUAAGGAAAUUUAUUGAUAAAUAUUUUUAUAAUUUGAGUUAUAGAGUAUAUAAAAGUAGUGAAUAUUUAAGUUAGAUAUAUUAGAUUUUCUUUAAAUUAAGAUCAGUUGAAUAAAUGACUUCAUUAUUGGUCAAUUCAAGAAGAAACAAACUACAAAAGGAGUACCACGUAUUACUGAGUAGAUGAAUGAAACACCUUUGCAAUCGGCUAUUGUUGCAAUAGGGUACAUUUAGUGAUUGGCUAAAUAGAUUUUAUUUUUAAUAGAAGUAUUUGUUCUUGUAUUUUGUGAAAUCUCAGAUGAUGGUGAUAUUUCAUUAUGUUUAAAGGAAAACUCUUAUCAUAUAAUAGAAUAUAUGGUAAUGCUGUGUUUAAAAUAUAUCUGUUAGACUACAGCAAUUAUAUAUGUAUUUUCUUUUUUACCUUUUCAAUUUACAGACUGCCUUGUCAACUUGUAAAUGUGAUUAAUAAUAUGUGAAAUAGAUAACCUAUUUAAUUAUAAACUUUGAAAUGUAUGUGACAAAUUAAAAGAAGGUAUAUAAUUAUUAUUGAAAAAUAAUGCUUUAUCCAACUUAGAUUUUACAUAAUAAUAUUUUAGAAACAGUAAGCAAUACCUAUUUGUAUCAUUUCAAUUUGUUUUAUUCUGCAGUUUUUCCUUUCAUGUUUUAAAGCAAUAACCUAACACUAUUAAAUAGUAUUAAUUUAUUGACAAUUUUAAUAACUUUUUAAUGCACUCACAUUAAACAAUCAAAAUUGUAGGUUUAAAAUUCGGGAAUGGACAUUACUUUUAAUGAUAUACUGUUGUGGUCACAAUUGUCAAGAUUAAAACCUCUAAGUGUUGUAGAAUUCCUUCUGUAUUCUGCAAGUAUUCUCCUGUUUACACAAAGUGUUGAUUCCAAAAGAUUCACGUAUUUGAAAUUGUCAGUGUGGAAAAUGUUGCUUGUGGAUUGUCUAAUUGUUAACAUUGUUAUUAUUUAUCUAUUAUUAUAUAUGUGUUUACUUAUUUAUUGACUUAUUUAUCAAUCUCUCUGUAAUGUGUCAACUUUCAAGUUCAAGUAGCAAAUAUUGUGUUUUGAGGAUUUUUAUUUAGUUUCUUAUAUAUUUUUUUUGUGAUGGGAUGAUACAAAAUUAGUGGUUUGCUUGUUUUAUUCAAGGUUGUACAACAGUUACGCAUUAAAAAACCGUUCACCCAAA